Molecule: messenger RNA, 1199 nt
Organism: Elephantulus edwardii (Cape elephant shrew)
Lineage: Eukaryota; Metazoa; Chordata; Mammalia; Macroscelidea; Macroscelididae
Gene: TMEM43
Product: transmembrane protein 43
Exons: 11
Coding region: 76-1173 (365 amino acids)
Biological process (GO): nuclear membrane organization
Cellular component (GO): nuclear inner membrane
Source: RefSeq, a predicted model, not a curated record
AGACGAGAACACAUCAAAACGACGGGCACUGCCCAGCCAAGCUUCCUGGAGCGGCUGAGCGAGACCUCAGGAGGGAUGUUCGUGGGGCUCAUGACCUUCCUGCUCUCCUUCUACAUCAUUUUCACAAAUGAGGGUCGCGCACUGAAGACAGCAACCUCCCUGGCUGAGGGGCUCUCUCUCGUGGUCUCCCCAGACAGCAUCCACAGUGUGGCUCCGGAGAACGAGGGGAGACUGGUGCACAUCAUCGGGGCCUUGCGGACGUCCAAGCUCUUGUCUGAUCCCAACUAUGGGGUGCACAUUCCAGCUGUGAAGCUGCGGCGCCACGUGGAGAUGUACCAGUGGGUGGAGGCCGAAGAGUCCAGAGAGUACACGGAGGACGGGCAGGUGAAGACGGAGACGAAAUACUCUUACAACACUGAAUGGAGGUCUGAAGUGGUCAGCAGCAAAAACUUUGACCGAGAGAUUGGCCACAAAAACCCCAGCGCCAUGGCGGUGGAGUCGUUCACGGCUACAGCCCCCUUCGUCCAGAUUGGCAGGUUUUUUCUCUCGGCAGGCCUCAUUGACAAAGUCGACAACUUUAAGCCACUAAGCCUGUCCAAGCUGGAGGACCCUCACGUGGACAUUAUCCGCCGGGGAGACUACUUCUACCAUAGCGAGAACCCCAAGUACCCAGAGGUGGGAGACCUGCGUGUCUCAUUUUUCUACGCAGGACUGAGUGGGGAUGACCCAAACCUGGGCCCUGCUCACGUGGUCACAGUGAUUGCUCGUCAGCGGGGUGACCAGCUGGUCCCAUAUUCCACCAAAUCUGGUGAUACCUUGCUGCUGCUGCACCAUGGGGACUUCUCAGCUGAGGAGGUCUUUCAGAGAGAACAAAAGAGCAAUGCCAUGAAGACAUGGGGGUUCCGGGCCGCUGGCUGGAUGGCCAUGUUUAUGGGCCUCAACCUCAUGACCCGGAUCCUCUACACCCUGGUGGACUGGCUUCCUGGCCUCCGAGAGUUGGUCAACAUUGGCCUGAAAGCCUUUGCCUUCUGCGUGGCCACCUCCCUGACCUUGCUGACCGUCGCCGCUGGAUGGUUCUUCUACCGGCCCCUGUGGGCCCUCUUCAUUGGCUGCCUGGCACUGGUGCCCAUCAUCAUUGCUCGGACACGGGCGCCAGCCAAAAAGCUCGAGUGAAGGAGGCCCUGGCACCUGCCUGACCC